This is a messenger RNA of Macadamia integrifolia, 1025 nucleotides long. RefSeq names its product CASP-like protein 1C1. The coding region runs from base 225 to 713 and encodes 162 amino acids. The record is from RefSeq and is a predicted model, not a curated record. NCBI's taxonomy places the organism in Eukaryota, Viridiplantae, Streptophyta, Magnoliopsida, Proteales, Proteaceae. The transcript is spliced from 3 exons.
GCCCUUCCUUAGAAACAACCAAAACAAAGCUUACAAGUGCACCAGUCCUCCAGCCCACCUCCUAUCUGCCUUCCUAACUCUCCCCUACACCCUCAUAUGUCAUAUAUAUGAGCUCUCUGCACUCACAAAGCAUUAUUAUUUAAUUUCAACCCCACCAUUAGUCCUUUACAUAACUUCUACCUUCUUCCAUCUUCAAUUCCUUCUUGAAGCUAUCUAGCUAAGCAAUGGCAAAGGCCAAGAGGUUUUGUGCCCUUCUGCUAAGGCUCAUAGCCUUGGCUGCAACCCUUUCGGCGGCCAUUGUUAUGGCCACAAGUUCUCAGACUACUACCGUCUAUGGUAUAUCCUUUGAGGCCAAAUAUAGCUUUACCCCAGCCUUCAAGUUUUUCGUGAUUGCGAAUGCAAUUGUAAGCGUUUAUGGGUUUCUAGUUCUUUUCCUUCCUUCAGAGAGUUUGCUAUGGCGCUUGGUUGUGGCCCUUGAUGUGAUUAUUACAAUGCUGCUCACUUCAAGCAUUUCAGCAGCCUUAGCAAUUGCUUAUGUGGGUAAGAAAGGGAAUAGCCAUGCUGGUUGGCUGCCUAUCUGUGGUCAAGUUUCUAAGUACUGCGACCGAGUCACCGGAGCUCUGAUAGCCGGAUUCAUUGCAGCAAUCAUUUAUUUGCUGCUUCUUCUCCACUCCAUCCACACUGUUCUUGAUCCACUUCUUGUUAGUAAAUGAGAGUUAGAUAUAUAUAGGUCAUUAGUCAAUUGGAGUUCUUCUCUUCUUUAUCUGUUUUUAGUUGAAGGAAGUGUACUUUCAGUACUUUGGGGAGGGGGGGGGGAAGGUCAAGUUAUGAAUUGUUGCACUCACUGUGCUUUGUAAUAGAGAAUCACUGUUGAUGCUUACUAUAAUUCACAUAGUUUUGUUUGAUUUCAAGAAGCAUACCUAGUGACUGUAGGGUAUGUGUUCUUCAUUCUAGAAGGGAAUUUAAUCUUGUGGACUUCCAGUUCCAGAAAAAAGAAUUGUUAUCUCUUGGUUAUUUUGCACUUA